Messenger RNA from Tachyglossus aculeatus (Australian echidna), 707 nucleotides. Its product is annotated as beta-microseminoprotein-like. The record is from RefSeq and is a predicted model, not a curated record. Lineage: Eukaryota; Metazoa; Chordata; Mammalia; Monotremata; Tachyglossidae. The coding region runs from base 61 to 396 and encodes 111 amino acids. The transcript has 4 exons.
AUAAGCUCACUCCACACCUGGAUUCUCCAGGGUGCGUCUGCUCCUCAAAAGUCACACACCAUGAAGAGUUUCCUUGGUCUCCUUCUUGUCGUUGCCAUUUCGGUGAGGCUGUGCAAUGGGGCAUGCUACGUGAUGCCAAAUGCUGCAGGGGAAUCCCGAGGUUGCGAAGAUUCCGAUGGGAUGAUGCAUGAAUUCAAUUCGAAUUGGAAGACUGAAAAUUGUCUCAGCUGCAGCUGCUCCCGAGCCGGAAUUAAUUGCUGCAGCCUCGUUUCUACACCUUUUGGAUAUGAUGAAGUGAAGUGUAAGGAGGUUUUCCACAAGGAGUCCUGCACCAUCACCGUGGUGGAGAAAGACAAUCCCACUAAAACCUGCCAAAUUAAAGGCGCGGUUGGGUAACCACACAGUCUCUCCCGAUGAUGUUGGCUGCCAAGUUCAACUUUUUCCACCCGAAUCCGGUGACCCUUGAAGAAAUGAUCCUGCUUCUGGAACUCAGCUGCUCAUUGGGAAAGAUGGGAAUACCCAGGCCAGAAUUGGCUUGUCUUCCUGUCUCAUUCAACUUGUAACUGGGCUCUAAUGCAUGCUAGACACUUAGUUGCCUGUGUCUCAUCCUCUCCUCUUUGGAGAUGCUCCGUACCUCCACAGAUGAAUUUGACACAUGUUUUUCUCGAAAUUGCUGUCCCCUGAAAUAAAUUAAUUUUUAGCAUGAG